Zootermopsis nevadensis is the source of this 4489-nucleotide messenger RNA. RefSeq lists its product as uncharacterized. Lineage: Eukaryota; Metazoa; Arthropoda; Insecta; Blattodea; Termopsidae. The record is from RefSeq and is a predicted model, not a curated record. Gene Ontology annotation, biological process: ribosome biogenesis. Gene Ontology annotation, cellular component: nucleolus.
UAUGAGAUGAAUGUACUUCGUUCAAGUAACUACUUCGCCCUGUGAAGAUGUCCCGGUAAUUAUUUAUGGUCCCAGUAGGAAAUGGCGUUGUCUGGAGAAUUGUUGAGAAGACUUGAUCAAGAAGUGGAACCUUUACCAAAGCGACUUCGGUUGGCAUUGGCUGCAUUUGAAUCAAAUGAUUUACCAGUUCAGCGAAAAGAGGAGCUAAUUUUGAACUGGUUGUGUGAAUAUGGAGAAAAGAAUAGAAAUGCAGAGGAUAUUUGGUCUGUUCUCAAGGCCUGUUUUAACAGCAGUCACAUGAAGAAACUGAGUGGUGCUAACAUCAGACCACCUGUCAAAUAUUAUGUUUCUCAGAUUUUGUGUGAACUUCUGAAAUCAGAAAACAUAUGCAAGAAUUCAAAGUGUGUCGUUCUUGAGUGUGCGGUUUGUGUGCUAGAGAACACAAAUUUCCAGCACUUCUUCAAAAGGCAGCUAGAACAGUUAUUUGAUUACAUCAGUCUCAUAUUAAAUGUUAUUAAUGAAGAAAAUGUUGACUGUUAUACAAGAAUCCUGCAAACCAUCUGUGUCUUUAACAAACAAGUUUUUCAAAAAGAACUCUUUUCAGUUUUAUUCAUUCAGAAGACUUUACAACCUAUAAUUAAAGUUCUUGAAUUUAUACCCAGUUGCCAUGUGACAGAUUCAGCUGCAAGUCAUGUCAGAUUUGAAAUAUUUAAGUGUGUACAACAAGUUCUGUUUCCUAAGUCACGUUCUAGAGAAAUGUCUUUGGCAUUAAUGUCUCUUUUUGUAGGAAAUGCUGACAAUCAUAGUGCUGUUCUAAAGACCCUUUUCGAGUGUCUUUCAUCAGCAGUAGUUAACAGUGAAUCAGAUGUAACUGUUAACUUAUUUUCUAUUGUACUUCAAGCAUUUGUGUCAAGUUAUAAAGGAGAUACAGUUUGUGUGCACAGGAUGUUUAUAACUUUGUGUUAUUUUGUCGGAUUCAAACCUGAAGUUAAAUUCAAUUCAGAUGAUAAUUAUCAGAGUUUAUUGAAACACAAGAAAUUUAAGAAACUGUUUCCUGAAUGCCAUAUCAAGAAAGCUGUAGAAGUAAAUGGUACGUCAUUGAAAGUGACAAAAAAUCUUCUUGUUAUCUUGUCAGAUGCCAAUAUUCCACUGAAUGAUAGUGAUGAGGUACCAUUUGAAGAAUGGCUACAAGCAUUAAUACCAGCUGUGUUUUCUUCUACUUCAGAAGAUUCCAUUUCUGUAGUUAUACUAGAAGUGAUGUGUGCAUUCAUACAUUUGAAACCUCUGAUCUUUGAACCAAAAACAAGUGAGAUUUUGGAACAUGUGAUGUUAGCAAAGAAACAAACCAAAGAAAUAAAAGUGGCAUAUGUCACUUUCUUCUGUGAUACUCUGAAGAUGUUUGUAAAACUUAGUCGACUGCAGAAAUUUGUGGCAAAGCUGUUAAAUCUUGGAACAACGCUCGGUGUAAGAGAAGUUAAGAAACUACCAGCAUUACCUGAUAUAUUGCCAUCAGAGUUCUGCACUGAGUUCCAGAUUGCCGUAGGGUUGCUGCCCGGUGGUCAGACUGUCGAACUCAUGCGGACACUAAUGUUUCACCUGAACCAGGACUGUGUGGCAGUUCUUGAGAAACAACAAGGUGAUUGUCCUCUGUUGAUCGUGCAAAUUAUCAGCAAACUCAUGUGUCACUUUCUCCGUGGAACUCGGGUGGCUGAUCAUUCUGUACCAGCUCAGGUGGCUUCAAAGUUCAGCAACUUGAUGACAGGACUGCAGGAUUUGCUUGGAAAGCUAGGACAAGCAUUACUACAUAGAGAACAUAAUUGCCUGCUGAUGGUAGCAUUUCUUCAGCUGUGCUAUAACUGGGGAGAACUGAGAAUACUGUCGAUACGCUACAGUGUCAGGCUUGAGUCUGAUAUGAAUUUGCAGUUGGCAGCAUUGCAGGAGGAUAUCAGUGCAACCAACUUAUCUUACCUGCACCCUUAUUUGUGCAGUGAAUUAUGGAACCUUGUUGCGCAGAGAAUCAGCAACUUUGGUGAAGCUGACUGCAAGGAGUUGCUGGUGAAGCUGAUUUUACAGAAACUACGAGCUGUGUUCUUGUAUGUGGACAGUAAAAAGACAAGACAUGAUACUGCAUUGUCUACUGCAAGGCAUUUGGUGUCACACAUCAGGGAUUCAUGGCCCAUUAUACUAACAGGAACAAAUGCAUUGCUGGUGGUGCCAUUUAUGAACCCAGAGCAGCUUGAGUGCUUAGCAAAUCAUAUUGUGCAAGAGAUAAGUAGCAACUCUGAAACCAGUUCAGAAUUGUUGGAUGCAUUGAAAAAUUCAAGUGUUCAAGAAAACAGACUCUUCAUUUCAGCAUUUACUUGUGCAGCAUUGAAGGGCAUCAUGAAGCUGUUUUCUGGCACUAAGAGGAAACGUGACAGCCUCGGCCAUCAGGUUGGCCCCCUCUCAGUAGCUAGAGAAGUGUUGGCUAAGAUAGAUCCAUUUCAGAUUUUCUCAUGUUUGUCCAAGAAUGACCCAGAAGCACUGACUCCUGUUUUGACAGACAUGGCUAACAUUGUAAAUGAGGCUUUUCAAAAAGAGAAGGAAAUUUCAGUUGCAAAUGGAUGGAAGCUUGAUAUGGCAGCUUUGCAGAGGUACCUGCAUAUUCUGAAGCUGCUACCUCUACAGCACACACCAAGCACUUUGAAAUCAGUAGUAGUUGUCAGUGUUAUUGCGUUGGUCAUUACAUUAGAGGGGUCAGAUGUGUCAAGAGAAGAAGAACAAUUUUCCAAUGUCAGAAGUUUAUUAUUCAGAAAUCUUCUUUUAGGUAUUUUGGACAGCCCUGGGCCACCUGAUAUCUGUAGUUAUCUCAAUAUGGGAUGGCUUACAUGCUGGAUGAUGAGUGUGGACCUGCCACUAUCCAGAGAUAUGCUCUGUCUCCUGUUCCAGCGGUUGUUUGAGUCAUGUUUAAGUCAUAGUUCCGCCUUGCCCCAGCUACAGGAUGCUCUUCCUAUCCUACAGAAGCAGUCAAGCAAUCAUUUUCUAGAUGUGAAGGCUUUGGAGCCAUCUGUUACCCUCCUGAAAGUUGUGACUAAGUGCCCAAACGAGCAUGAGAACUCGGAUGACCACUCACUAUGCCUGAAGUACCAACGCAGACUUUCACGAGGCAUUAUCAAGAUAAUACAGGAUUUGAAUGGUGCAAUUGGUUGUCCAGUUGUCUCUGAUGGAUUCAACCUAGUGUUGAUUCAGUGCCUCAAGGAAGGAGAUGCCAAGCAGCUGGAGAAGCUCACUCCUCAUCUUGGUACAGUUAUUAACACUUGUCUGUCUCAAGUACAAAGCAAGGACAUUCCUGCAGAAUCAUAUCCCAUCAAGAGUUCAUUGGACAUCCUGGCCACUUUGCUGCAGUAUAAGGCCCAGCUUCAAACAGUGUUGCCACCAGACUUUAUUUGCAGGAUAUGGGCUGAAUUGGCAAGCCUGGACAUGUCUGAUUGUAUUGGCUCAUUGUGUAGUUCUGAAUACAUGCAGCUUGUGUUUGAAGCUGCAACAGAGAAGGAGUUGUAUCCUAUUUUACAGGACUUAAAAGCCGUCACUAAAUCUGCGAUUCAGUCUCCAGUAAAGCCUCAGCUCCUGAAAGCAAGAUUGUCGAUAUGGAAAUCUGUUAUCCAGAGCAAAUUUAGUGAUGGCAGGAACAAUGCCAGGAAGAUGGCACUGGAGCAGCUGUGUCAUAUGCUGAUUGUGUUUGUUAAUCAGUGGGGCAUGACAAAUGCCACUUGUGUGGAGAACGGCAUAUUACCAGUUCUUGAACUUUUAUUGGCCAUCACACAAAAUUCUAUACUCUUCAUGUCUCCAGAGAUUCUGGAUCUUUGUUUUGAGAGUGUCGGCACUGCACUGACAAUCAAUUCGCCCGAGACGCUGUCCAUCUGCUUUGUGUCAUUACGGCUGCUGCAGACACUGAUGAAGUCUCGCGAAUCUUUGGUGCUGGAUCGCAUCCCUUCGCUCCUUCAGUGUUAUCGACAGGUAGCAACAACAGUUGCUGCUCAUGGUCAUGUUGACCUGAAGUAUUCUCCUGCAGAGGUUAAACAAUGUGCAGUCUGUGCUCACAGGCUGGAAAGAUUGACAAAUGUGUUCAAGGAAUAUAAACCACAUUUCGCGAGAGUCGCAGCGUACAUAGUGGCUGAUUUCCUGCAAAACUUCGAGACAUACACACUCUAUCCUGAAGUCAAGAUCCACUACUCAAACUGUAUACACAGUUUGCUGAGCAUAUGCGACUCCCACGCCAUCCUCUUCCUGUCUCGCACUCUGACGCCAGCAUCGCAGCUGCUGCUGAAAACAUUCUACGACACCUAUAAGAAGUUUCAUCGCUUUACCGGCAAAGUAUAAUGUGAUGGAGUCACGUAAUAUUUAAAGAUUUUAUGGACUCUGAUUUCUAUUUAGAACAUGUUUAUGUGGAAGGGUUUUAUUUUAAAUUUUAUACAUGUAUAUUUUCCAGAAUAAAUGUUUAUUUAACGGA